AUGAACCCGAACCCCUCCAAUAGUCAAGAUCUCAAGUGCAGCUUUAUCUGGAUUCUUGACCAGAAAAGAAAAUUGGACAGGAUCACACACUCCACUUCUGACGGACCAGCCCUGGGAAAGCACAAGGCUUUCCGUCAUCGUGUCCUCUACUCCAAGGCUCUUUAUGAUAAACCAACGUGGUGGAGUUUUUCGUCUGAUGAGACGAUGGGAAACGAGGCACAAUGGCUUGAGGUGGGCUAUGCCCUGGGUCAACUCAAUACCGUUGUUGAAGCAGAGUCCGAGAUCGUCGGAAGAGAGAAUGUUAUCCUCGUGGGAAUUGAGGAAGGCUGUGCCGUCGGUCUGAUGUAUCUGAUGGAGGCAUGUGAACCUCUGGGUGCCUUUUGCGGAUGCAGACUACGCAUACCCUUACGAAGCGACAUCUCGUUCAUCGGAGAAUUUGGUAGAUGUCCACAAGAUGCUAUCCAAUCCUGCCAGAUGUAG
Molecule: messenger RNA, 480 nt
Organism: Fusarium pseudograminearum CS3096
Lineage: Eukaryota; Fungi; Ascomycota; Sordariomycetes; Hypocreales; Nectriaceae
Exons: 1
Coding region: 1-480 (159 amino acids)
Source: RefSeq, a predicted model, not a curated record